This is a messenger RNA of Styela clava, 1275 nucleotides long. Its product is annotated as akirin-2-like. Gene Ontology annotation, cellular component: chromatin; nucleus. Gene Ontology annotation, biological process: positive regulation of innate immune response; positive regulation of transcription by RNA polymerase II. The record is from RefSeq and is a predicted model, not a curated record. Gene Ontology annotation, molecular function: transcription coregulator activity. NCBI's taxonomy places the organism in Eukaryota, Metazoa, Chordata, Ascidiacea, Stolidobranchia, Styelidae.
AAUUUCGUUCCCUGGCGAGCUUUUCUUUCUUCGUUCUUCUGUGUUAGUGACUUUGUGUUUUCUUACCAGUUUUUGAAGUAAAAUAUUGAAGAAAUAAUCCCAGAAGACAUUUACGCGAAAUAACAAGCUGCGGGAGGGUGAAUAUCGAUGGCUUGCGGGGCGACUUUAAAAAAGAAGUUUGGACUUUGAUCCUUUGCACACUGUGGUAUCAACCUCCCCAAGUCAUGCCCCAAUUGUUGCAAGAACACCACCUAGCAAGCGUCGUCGAUUAUCUCCUCGUUGCGGAUCAGUUUUCUCGAGCGCAGAAUGUCGAAUGUCAUCAGGAUCUCCUUCUCAGUCUUCGUCCUCUUUAAAUCCAUCUCCGUUUAAGCCAAUGCACCCAAUUUCGUCAGAGGCGAUUUUGAAGAAUAUAUUUGAUGAAUACAAAAGAAUGAAAAGGCGUCGGCAACUACAAUUGACACCGGAUACUCCAUCAGCCUCUGAUACUGAAACUCAGAACUUGCAGAAUUUCACUCUGGCCAAUGCAUCUGGUUCUUCUGCUCCAUUCCAACCAAGCUCUUCACUUCCGUCCACUAGUGGUGCUGCAGAGCAACAACAAGAUAAGAAAGUGACCAACACCCCGCUUCUUACCAUGAAGCAGGUUGGAAUGAUAUGCGAGCGUUUAUUGAAGGAACAAGAAGAAAAACUGAGAUCUGAAUACGAGAAAGUCCUUGUUCUUAAGCUGUCAGAACAAUACGAUGCAUUUGUUAAAUUCAACUAUGACCAAGUACAAAGAAGAUUGAACGAAUGUCCUGCUAGCUAUGUUUCCUGAAUCCAAAGAAGUGAACUGCCAAGAAAAGUGAUAAUAGACAUUGUUGAAUCAUAAUGCCAUGAAUGUUUGUAAAUAAAUAGGAUUUUUAACAAGAACUUUUGCUGCUUUAUGAUGCUAUAGGUAGCAUUUUGUGAUGUCAUAAAUGUGUCAAAUAUGGCUAUACACCAUGGAUGAAUAUGAUGCCAUAAAUGUCACACGAUUAUUGGUGAUAUUAUAUUACUUGAGCAUUGUGAUGUAACAACACCAUUGUUGACAUCAUAUAUGUGCCUAUUAUGACAUCAAACGCUAUUGCAUGUUUAUAGCCAAUCCGGUGUUUACUGUUUUAUUCCUUUCCCUCAAGUUUUUUGCCUUGUUUUGUUUUUCUUUGAAGUGAAACUCCUUUCUUAUGUCUUCUCUUUCUUUAUAGUAAUUCGCUUCUUGGCUUAAUAGCCUUGCGGUUGAAGCAAUAGACUCAAGUGUCUCGG